GACGGUGUUUAAUCCUCAUCUUUGAUUAUGGAGAGAGAGAGUUUUUUCAAAGAGAGAAAAAUAUCUCAAGAAUGAGUCAACACAUUUCCUGCAAUUGUCACCGUUUCCUGCAACUGUCUUGGAAGGGACUUGGAAGUGGGGCAAAACGACUUGGAAGUGUUAGCAGAGAUUGACUAAUACAUACAGACAGUGGUGAUGAGAGAGAUGAAGACAGGUUCAAGUUGGGGUUUUGGAAAUUAUCAUGUUAAUGGUUUCUUUUUAAGUACCAUUUUAAUUUACUUACACUUCACCAAGCCCACGCUUCACAAAGCAAAGUUCUGCUCUCAUGGAGAAAAAUCUAUUUGUCUGCAUUUUCUUAGCUUUUUUCCUUCAUUUUUCAACACUUUCCUUCGUUCAUGCACAAGUGACCGACAUUUCCACAGACAAACAAGCUCUUCUUGCCCUGAAAGCUCGUAUAAGCCAUGAUCCGAGCAAUUUGUUGACCAGCAAUUGGUCCACAAGUUCUUCUGUUUGUCACUGGGUGGGCAUAACUUGUGGUGCUCGUCACUCAAGAGUAACAGCUUUGAAUAUUUCUCACUUGGGUCUCAUAGCCACCCUUCCUCCUCAACUAGGAAAUCUAUCUUUCCUUUCAAGGCUAGACAUCAACGACAACAGCUUUUAUGGCGCUCUCCCUGAGGAAUACGCACAGUUACGUCGACUGAAAUAUCUUGUUUUGAGUCGUAAUAGCUUAUCGGGUGAACUCCCUGCAAGUAUUUUCGAUAAUCUUCCCAAUUUGCAGUUGCUUUAUUUGCAUUCUAACAUGUUCGAGGGAAAAAUACCAUCGACCAUAUCUAAAUGCAGAAGCUUGCAAAACUUAUCCUUGUCAGUCAAUAAUUUUACAGGAGCCAUUCCAAAAGAAAUUGGAAACUUGACUCAACUUAGAGUGAUCUAUCUUGGAGUCAACAAACUUGGAGGAGAAAUUCCAAAAGAGCUUGGCAAUCUAGCAAAACUGGAGCUAUUAUCACUGCAAAAUAGUUACUUAACAGGAACUAUUCCCUCACUUAUCUUCAACCUUUCUUUCUUAAAUUCCAUGGACUUUUGGGGAAAUAGCCUGACUGGUAGCCUUCCGGAAAACAUGUGCCAACAUCUUCCCAAUCUUGAAGAGCUAUACUUGUCUUAUAAUCAUCUCUCUGGUCGGAUUCCAUUCAGCUUGGGGCAAUGCAGAAUGCUUCGUAUUCUUAUGUUGUCAAACAACCAAUUCGGAGAACAUAUUCCUAGAGGAAUUGGAAACUUGACAUUAAUCAAUUAUCUAUAUCUAAAUUCGAACAAAUUGACAGCUUUGAAUAUUUCUGACUUGGGUCUCACAGCCACCCUUCCUCCACAAAUAGGGAAUCUAUCUUUCCUUUCAAGGCUAGACAUAAGCAACAACAGCUUUUAUGGCUCUCUCCCUGCAAGCAUUUUUGACAAUGUUCCCAAUCUGCAGUUCCUUUAUUUGCAUUCUAACAUGUUCGAGGGAAAAAUUCCAUCGACUUUAUCAAGAUGCAAAAGCUUGCAAAGCUUAUCCUUGUCAAUUAAUAAUUUCACAGGAGCCAUUCCGAAAGAAAUUGGAAACAUGACUCAACUUAGAGAGAUCUAUCUUGGACUCAACAAACUCCAAGGAGAAAUUCCAAAAGAGCUUGGUAAUCUUGCAAAACUGGAGCGAUUAUCACUGUCAAAUAGUUACUUAACAGGAACUAUUCCCUCACUUAUCUUCAACCUUUCCUCUUUAAUUUCCAUGGACUUUUCAGAAAAUAGCCUGACUGGUAGCCUUCCGGAAAACAUGUGCCAACAUCUUCCCAAUCUUGAAGGACUAUAUAUGAAAGAUAAUGAUCUCACUGGUCCAAUUGCAACCAGUUUGGGGCAAUGCAGAAUCCUUCGCACUCUUGUAUUGUCGAACAACCAAUUCGAAGGACAUAUUCCCAGAGAAAUUGGGAACUUGACAUUAAUCAAGGAUCUAUAUUUAUACUCGAACAAAAUGACAGGUGAGAUACCGGAUGAAAUUGGCAAUCUACAUAAUCUUGAGAACUUGCAACUUGCAUAUAACCACCUAGUUGGCCCUGUCCCAGCUACUAUAUUCAACAUUUCAACAAUGCAAAUGGUUUCAUUGUAUGCCAAUCAACUCUCCGGAAUUCUUCCAUCAAUUGCAGAGUUUCCAAACCUUGAGGUUCUUGUUUUGUGGGAAAAUAAUUUCGGUGGACCAUUUCCUAAUUUCAUUACCAAUGCUUCCAAGCUCUAUAUGAUAGAUAUUUCAUUUAACUCAUUCUCAGGCUUCAUUCCCGGUACAAUUGGUAAUCUAAAAAAUGUUGAGAUACUAGAUUUAAAAUAUAAUUACUUCACAUCUGCUCAUGAUUUGAGCUUUCUUUCCAAUUUGACAAAUUGCAAGAGUUUAAGAGUCCUAAGGUUAAGCAAAAAUCCACUUAAUAGCAUCCUUCCAGGUUCCAUAGGGAAUCUUUCUAUUUCUUUGGAAUAUUUUAACAUUAAUGAUUGCAACAUUAGUGGAAAAAUUCCCAAAGAAAUUGGAAGCUUGAAAAAGUUGCUAGAACUAAAAUUACAAGAUAAUGACUUGACUGGACCAAUUCCAGUUACUAUGGAUGGACUACAAAAUCUCCAAGGUCUGUAUUUUCAAAAUAAUAAAUUUGAAGGACUCAUCCCAGAUACUUUUUGUCAUUUAAAUGAAUUGGAUGAGUUGAAUUUGGGGGGAAACAAGUUCUAUGGAGCCAUACCUGCAUGUAUUGGCAGUCUCACUGCACUAAGAAAAUUGUUUUUAGGCUCAAAUAGAUUAACUUCUAUACCAUCAACUUUGUGGAACCUUAAGGAUCUCUUGUACUUUGAUUUGUCAUCAAAUUUUCUGGACGAAUCUCUUUCAUUGGACAUUGGAAAUCUUAAGGUUGCCAUAGCUAUAAAUCUUUCAAGGAAUCUUUUUUUAGGAGAGAUUCCAAUUGCUAUUGGAAGCCUUGAAAAUCUGCAAAAUCUCUCCUUAGGAUACAAUAGAUUACAAGGCUCUAUUCCUGAAACAUUUGGCAACUUGAAAAGCCUGGAAUUCUUGGAUUUGUCUGGAAACAACUUUUCUGGAGUGAUUCCCAAGUCUUUGGAGGGACUCAUGUAUCUCAAAUAUCUAAAUUUAUCUUUUAACCAACUAAGUGGCGAAAUUCCUAGAGGAGGGUCCUUCAAAAAUUUCUUAGCUGAAUCAUUUAUGGGGAAUCUUGCAUUGUGUGGAUCUCCUCAACUACAAGUUCCACCAUGCAAAAAAAGCACUCAUAAAAAAUCAAGGACUAAAAAGGUUUUGUUGUUGAUUCUUUUGCCAACAUGCAUUGCAGUCUCAUUAGUUGUCUUCGUUCUUAUGUCUUUGUUGAUCCGGAAAAGGAGAACAAGGCCAACUACCAAUGUUGAUUUUUGUCCUGGAGGAACAUGGAGAAAAAUUUCUUACCAAGAACUUGUGAGAGCAACGGAUGGAUUCAGUGAGAACAAUUUGCUUGGCAAAGGAAGUUAUGGUUCAGUUUACAAAGGAAGAUUAGAUGAGGGAAUGGUGGUUGCAGCAAAAGUAUUCCGCUUAGAUUUUGAAGGAGCUCUUACAAGUUUUGAAAUUGAAUGUGAAGUAAUAAGAGGUCUUCGUCAUCGAAAUCUUGUCAAAGUCAUCAGCAGCUGUUCAAAUGAUGAUUUUAAAUCUUUGAUAUUUGAAUACAUGCCUAAUGGGAGCCUGGAGAAAUUGUUGUUUUAUGAGAAGAAUGUUUUGGACAUUUCUCAUAGACUGAAUAUAAUGAUCGAUGUUGCUUCAGCUUUGGAAUAUCUCCACUUUGGCUAUUCAGUCCCAAUCAUUCAUUGUGACAUAAAGCCAAGCAAUGUCCUACUAGACGAACAUAUGGUUGCACAUUUGAGUGAUUUUGGCAUUGCAAAGCUCUUAGGUGAAGAAAACUCCUUGACACAAACAAAGACCCUUGCCACCAUUGGGUAUAUGGCACCAGAAUACGGGAGAGAAGGAAAGGUAUCUAGACAAGGAGAUGUGUACAGCUAUGGUGUCAUGCUAAUGGAAACAUUUACCAAGAAGAAGCCAACAAAUGAAAUGUUUACAGAAGAAAUGAGCUUAAGGAGGUGGGUUAGUGAAUCAUUAUGCAGCACAGUGAUACAAGUUGUGGACACAGAUUUGCUUACAAGGGAUGAUGAACAUUUCUCUAGCAAGGAAGAGUGUGUGUCAUCUAUAUUGAGCUUGGCUAUGGAGUGUACAAAAGAAUCAUCUCAAGAUAGGAUCACUAUGAAAGAAGUAGUGACAAGACUCACCAAAAUCAGAGUCGAACUUGCAAAAAUUGGAACAAGAAGAGGUAGAAGGGUUUUGAAUUUAGGCUAACGUCCUUCUAAUUUCAAUGAAAAUAAAGUUGUACUAUAGGUGAUCAACCACAUACCUUUAAACCUUUCAUUUGUCGAUGUUAUGUUAUUUAACUAUAGAUAAUUGCUUUUGAUUUGCAAAGAGAAAUGGGAGAACUGGCUAGCCAACGUCCUAUCAAUGAGACAGCUUGAGUUGGCAACCUUCUACCUCUGCCAUGAGUUUGAUGACAAGUAAAUGCAUGUUAUAAGGUCAACUUUGAUUAAAAAGAAGUUCUUGUAAUGAAUUUUUAAAUUUGA
Molecule: messenger RNA, 4635 nt
Organism: Mangifera indica (mango)
Lineage: Eukaryota; Viridiplantae; Streptophyta; Magnoliopsida; Sapindales; Anacardiaceae
Product: receptor kinase-like protein Xa21
Exons: 7
Coding region: 326-4360 (1344 amino acids)
Biological process (GO): protein phosphorylation
Molecular function (GO): protein binding; protein kinase activity; ATP binding
Source: RefSeq, a predicted model, not a curated record